AUAUUUAGAAAAAUCAAUGAGCGAGAUUUCCAUCUCGAGUCAUGACGUUGACGUGCUUGAGAAGCGUUUCACUUGCUGGAACAGUUUGCCGAUGGAACUGAAAGUUAAAGUCGUUCGGAAUCUGCCGUACCCAACACUGAGGAACUUCAUGUUUCUUAGCAAGGAGUGCAUGGAAAUUGCGUUAUUGCUAAAAGCUUCAGUGCAUGCAGUCUUCCUUUUGGAUGCGGAGUACGGGAUGGAUGACGAGGACGGUGUGAGAGGAGUACGCUCUUUUGCAAAAAUCGUCGUGAACGACAGGCCGCACGGAUCAUCUGACGCGGAUAGUGAGAGCUAUACUAUCGGAUUUGCCGGUAGGAGCUGCAUAGCGCGCAGGAUAAAAAAAGAAGGGCAGAAUGUGGGAGGACUAGAAUAUCCUAUGGAGUCGUGCUACGCUGUCUCGAUGCGUGUGCUAUUUCAAAUUACGAAGUAUCUGAAACCGGAGAUCGUAGGUUUGGAAUUGGUAAACAUUAGAGAUGUCAAAGGUGCCUUGAGGAAGCUACCAUCCACAUCAUCGCUCACAUGUGAAGCGCUUACUGUACGCUCGACUGAUCUCUCUUUUCUUCCGAUGCUUAUGCCUCAUGUAACUCCCGGAUGCCAAUUACGAUUUCAAUGCGAUCCAUUCUCAUUCGGAGUUCUUUCUAAUAAUGUGAAUUCCGAAGUUUUCGACUUUGAAGUGGUAAAGGCUGCUCCCUUCAUCGAUAUCGAUGUUAACUGCGAUAUCAGUGACGAGCAACUGGUUCAUCUGAGAGCAUCCGAGCUUCGUGUGACAUGGAGAGCGCCCGGAAUUUCGGAAAAGGGACUUAACGGCCUGAUAUUGCAAUGGAUGGAAGGGAGGCGAAAAAUAGUCAGGAUCUGCAUUACGACGAAAACGUUCAACUACGACAUGAUCUUUGAGAAUGUUGACAAAACCAAAGUUCAGUCUAAUUCUCUUGAACUUCUGCAAAUUCCUUUUUUCGACAAAUACGUGGAAUCAUACCCUCGAUACGAGCGUCUUGCCUUGCUUCGCAACGGAUUGGGUGAUCGGCUACUUGUGAACAUAAGCUUCAACUUUUGCGAGAUAGUGGACCCUUAUUCAGAGUACAUGUCACGAUAUCGUUAGUUUCGCAUCAUUUCAAAUAACCUCGUUCUAUAAUCCAUAACUACUACUCUUAUGCGCGAUUUAUAGUUUAGGUUGUUGUUGACAUUUAAAAGCAAGGUAGUGUAUCGAAUCUUGAUUACUAUUUCAACUGAUGA
Cylicocyclus nassatus is the source of this 1272-nucleotide messenger RNA. NCBI's taxonomy places the organism in Eukaryota, Metazoa, Nematoda, Chromadorea, Rhabditida, Strongylidae. The record is from the annotation of a GenBank genome assembly.